Molecule: messenger RNA, 627 nt
Organism: Merops nubicus (carmine bee-eater)
Lineage: Eukaryota; Metazoa; Chordata; Aves; Coraciiformes; Meropidae
Product: multiple inositol polyphosphate phosphatase 1-like
Exons: 3
Coding region: 1-627 (208 amino acids)
Molecular function (GO): inositol phosphate phosphatase activity; acid phosphatase activity
Source: RefSeq, a predicted model, not a curated record
AUGUCUGGCCCAGCAGACCUCCGAGUUGGAAAUGGCAACAGGUCCAAGGACCAGCCUUCUGUUGUCUGCUGUAAGGAUGUGGGUUUUGCUGCUCUUCCUGGUGGCUGGCUGACAGUAGGAGCGGUGGAACCGCCUUCGUUCCAGGCCAAUCUAGUUGUAUCUCAUCUGUGGGUGGACCUCAGUGGCUGGUGGAGUGUUGCCAAAGACCACCUCUUGCCUCAUGAGAGUUCAAAACCCAUUUCCUCACCUUUAAUUAUACAAGUUGGACAUGCGGAGACCCUUCAGCCGCUGCUUGCCCUGAUGGGUUUCUUCAAAGAUGAUGAGCCUCUCAGGGCAAACAAUUACCUCAGGCAAGCGCAGCGGAAGUUCCGCAGCGGCCGGAUCGUGCCGUACGGAGCCAACCUGGUGUUCGUGCUCUACCACUGCGACCACGUGACGGCUGCUGAGGAGGAGUAUCAAGUGCAGAUGCUGCUGAACGAAAAACUGAUGUCGUUCCAUCACUCCAACAAAACCAUCUCUACGUAUGCGGACCUCAAGGACUAUUACAAGGACAUCCUGGAAAACUGCCACUUCAAAGAAGAGUGUGAAUUGCCAAAAAUUAAUGUUACUGCUGUCGACGAACUUUGA